AUGAAUCCUUUGCUUCAGACAGCAAUUACUUUUGUAUCACUUCUUGUUUCAAUCGUAACUACUGAUGUUUGUACGGGUAACAUUUGUACAUGUUCGAAAGAUUUCACACUCGUUAACUGCGAUUCGAAACCCUGGCUUAGCCUAAGUAACGUGGAAUUUCCUUCACAAGUUGUUACAUUAACCUUAAUCAAUGAUAAACUCAAUCUUGAUUCCAGCACUGAUCGUUCGAAGAUUGAAAAUCUUCCUCGUUUACUUGAACUGAGCCUUAAUCAAAAUCCAUUGGGAAACAUUCCACCAUUUAAUAGCUCGCGUAUUCAAUCACUUUCGUUAGAUGACACCUCUUUGACAUCAGCACGUUUUCCUCCAUCGUAUUCGAAUUCUAUUCUACAGAAACUGAAUCUCAACGACAACAAAAUUCGUUCGAUCCAAUCAGACGACUUUCAAGCUUUGGGAAAUGCGAAACUUAAAAGUUUACGUAUCGAUAAUGCUGCGUUAACUACAAUCGAUCAAAAUGCAUUUGCGCCAUUAAUUCAACUUCAAUCUUUGUCACUGCGGAAUAAUCAGUUAAAAUCUUGCGAGUUUCUAUCAACUCUUCGUGUUCUCUCUUCAAUCAAACUGGACGGAAAUCUUUUCACUUCACUUCCACCUCAAUUAAUUACACAAUCUUCCAUAAAAUCUUUCUCGUUUACGAAUAAUCGUAUAUCAAUUAUUGAUGAAUCAUCACCACUGUUUACCUGGCAGAAAAAGAAUCUGACCAAUAUUCACGUAUUUCUAGCAAACAAUUCGUUUGAUUGUUGCCAGUCCUUAUGGUUCAUUCGAUUUUUAAAAACAUCCGCACAUUUGGUUCAGGAUGCACAAAUAUUAACCUGUGCUACUCCAUCAGUUUAUGCCGGACAGAAUUUAAGCGCACUCAAUCCUGAUGCGAUGAAUUGCGGAGGUAGUCAACCAAAGAAAUGGUCGUGGACCGUCGAACGUAUUGUUGCCGUUUCUCUUGGAGGAUCAUUCAUAGUUUUAGUCGUUGCUGGUACUAUCGUGCUUUUCGUUCGUGGACGCCGAACUCGCACAGGCUAUACAGAAAUCGGAGGAGUGAAUGACCCUUUACCAAAUGCGCCUGAGAUGCCAACUGAACAAUCUUCUUUUCCACCUUAUGGAGAAGAUAAUGAUGAUGGUGUGUCAACAUAUUCCACGGCACCGUCAGCGCUCACAGAUGCUUCACAAGCACGAUCAUUGAGCACCGCUGUUGGUGUAUCCGUCCGUGAUGAAAAAAUCGUAUAA
This is a messenger RNA of Adineta ricciae, 1275 nucleotides long. NCBI's taxonomy places the organism in Eukaryota, Metazoa, Rotifera, Eurotatoria, Adinetida, Adinetidae. The record is from the annotation of a GenBank genome assembly.